Dicentrarchus labrax (European seabass) is the source of this 7201-nucleotide messenger RNA. Its product is annotated as potassium voltage-gated channel subfamily B member 1-like. Gene Ontology annotation, molecular function: protein binding; delayed rectifier potassium channel activity. The record is from RefSeq and is a predicted model, not a curated record. NCBI's taxonomy places the organism in Eukaryota, Metazoa, Chordata, Actinopteri, Moronidae. Bases 436 to 2841 code for a protein of 801 amino acids. Gene Ontology annotation, biological process: protein homooligomerization; potassium ion transmembrane transport. Gene Ontology annotation, cellular component: voltage-gated potassium channel complex; membrane. The transcript has 3 exons.
GCAGGAUCCCGUUCACAGUUGCAGGCUCCAGCCAGCAAGCACUCUCACUGUGAGCAGGUAGAGGAGAGGAGGUACCGAGAGUCUCCAGAGUCUCUACUUGUUGAUUCGCCCCAGGAGGGGUGGAUAGGGCAGACUGGGCAUGGUGACGGUCUGUGUGAAAGUGUUGUAUUUUUCAGCAUAUCGCUACGUGGCUCAUGAUGCCUCCAUCAGCUUCCAGCAGAUCGCAGGAGACCUGGACGGACAUAAGAAGUUUUAACGCGUUCACUCUUGAAAUGUUGCUGCUGUCCGUCCAUGAGAUGAAUCGGGAUAUAAGGAAGACACCCACAAGAAGAAGCGAGGAGGGAGCCUGAUGCGGUCAUCUACAGGACCAUGUCUUCUUAAUCUACCUGACUGUAUCUUCCAGUCUUUCCAAGUGACCGUGUGACUUCAGUGAAGAUGAGCAAAGCGGGGUCCCGGUCGGGCACCUCGCUGCCACCGGACACGAUGGACAUCAUCCGCAGCAAGACCCACACCCGCCGGGUAAGACUCAACGUCGGGGGCCUCCUCCACGAAGUCCUGUGGAGGACACUGGACAGGCUGCCCCGCACAAGACUGGGCAAGCUGAAAGACUGCAACACCCAUGACUCUCUCAUGGAGAUAUGCGACGACUACAGCUUGGAUAACAACGAGUACUUUUUCGACAGACACCCCGGCGCCUUCACCUCCAUCCUGAACUUCUACCGCACCGGGAAGUUGCACAUGAUGGAGGAGAUGUGCGCCCUCUCGUUUAGUCAAGAGCUGGACUUCUGGGGCAUCGACGAGAUCUACCUGGAGUCCUGCUGCCAGGCCAGGUAUCACCAGAAGAAGGAGCAGAUGAACGAGGAGCUCAAAAGAGAGGCCGAGAACAUGAGGGAUAGGGAAGGAGAGGAGUUUACAACCACAUGUUGUUCCGAGAAGAGAAGGAAACUCUGGGACCUCUUGGAGAAGCCGAGCUCUUCGUUUGCUGCUAAGAUCCUGGCAGUUGUCUCCAUCCUCUUCAUUGUGUUGUCUACCAUUGCCUUGUCUCUGAACACCCUUCCGGAGCUGCAGGACACCGAUGAGUUUGGGCAGUCCUCAGACAACCCACAAUUGGCCCACGUGGAAGCUGUGUGUAUUGCCUGGUUUACCAUGGAGUACCUGCUUCGCUUCCUUUCCUCACCCAGCAAGUGGAAGUUCUUUAAGGGUCCUCUGAAUAUCAUCGACCUGUUGGCCAUCUUGCCCUACUAUGUCACCAUUUUCCUAACAGAAUCCAACAAGAGUGUGCUGCAAUUUCAGAAUGUCCGUCGAGUGGUUCAGAUUUUCCGAAUCAUGCGUAUCCUGCGUAUUUUGAAGCUGGCUCGUCACUCCACAGGUCUUCAGUCUCUGGGCUUCACUCUUAGGAGGAGCUAUAAUGAGCUGGGCCUGCUCAUCCUUUUCUUGGCCAUGGGCAUCAUGAUCUUCUCCAGUCUGGUCUUCUUUGCAGAAAAGGAUGAAGAGGACACCAAGUUCAAAAGCAUCCCUGCUUCCUUCUGGUGGGCUACCAUUACUAUGACAACAGUAGGCUAUGGAGAUAUCUACCCAAAAACUCUACUGGGAAAGAUAGUUGGAGGUUUGUGCUGCAUCGCUGGAGUACUGGUAAUAGCCUUGCCUAUCCCCAUCAUUGUGAAUAACUUCUCUGAGUUCUACAAGGAGCAAAAGAGGCAGGAGAAAGCCAUCAAAAGAAGGGAGGCUCUGGAGAGGGCCAAGAGAAAUGGUAGCAUUGUCUCUAUGAACCUUAAAGAGGCAUUUGGCCGCAGUGUAGAACUAAUGGAUGUAAUGGUGGAAAACGCUGAUGGAAAGAAGGAGAAGGUUCAUGACAAUCAUGUGUCUCCUAGUCAGCCAAAAGGGGCACUCAAACUCAAGUCACAGAUGAGCCCCAGCAGCCCCAUCAAGACCCUUGAACCAAACUACCAAGAGCAGGCCAAGUCCUCUAGCAGCCCUCAGCAUCUUAGUGCCCAGAAACUGGAAGAGAUGUACAACAAAAUGGCCAAGACCCAGUCACAACCCAACCUCAACAGCAAGGAAAAAGGGUCCAAAGCAGUUAGGCAGAGAGCUGAAUUUGAGAUGGAAAGCAUCCCCGCUGAACCUAUCUCUAGCACAGCAGAAGCAGUUACAGACAUGAGGAGUAUGUCCAGCAUUGACAGCUUCAUCAGCUGUGCCACUGACUUCCCUGAGAGCUCUCGCUUUUCCCACAGCCCUGUCAGCAACAUGCCAGGGAGGGUCAGCACCAACCCCAGCCUGGAGCCCACCUUGGAGAAUGAGCAUGAAGGAUCCCAGGGCAACACUACACCCCAGACAGGACAAAGCACCAAGUCCAGGCCAUAUUCUGACAGCCCCACAGGUCCGCGCUUCAAAAACCCACUAAAAAGCCGCUCACUCAAGGUCAACUUCAGAGGUGGGGAGGAUUCAGGGACAGGGGCCCUCUCGGACAGCUCGUCAGUCCAGAGCCCUGAGGUGUCCGUCUACACAACUGCCAGCAGCAGGACACCCACCAAGACCCCCCCGGAGAAUUUACAGCCCGGCAUCUUCACAUUCCACGAUGCAUCUAUUAAUAAAUUCAUUGAUGCUGACACAGAUGAGGAGGAGCACCUGCAUGACGGUUCAGGCACCAACCCAUCCCAAAGACUCCUGGAAAAAGCCAGCCCCAAGUUUGGCCAUCACUCCAGCUACCAGAAAGGGUCCAACCACACAGAGGGCCUGCAGAGAAAGCUGGGGAACAGCACACUGCCAAUAGAAGGGCAGGAGAACCAUGUGGUCCAGGAACUACAGCCACUUCAGGGAGAGAAGGGUCACUCUAACGCUUAAAGUUACAAUAAAUGAGAGACCACAGAGGAAACAUUAAGGAGAGGAGGAGGCAGACAGGGAAAAAAGAAGCACAGUGAACUGAACUUCCCAUGAAUAUGAAAGGCACUGAAAACAUUUGCAGGAAUAUUUGAAAAAUUACAAUACAAAGUGCAGCUCCCAUGAAAAUACAAUAGUUGUGGACAAUGGGAAAGAUUUUUGUGUUUUGCUACCAAGAACUCCUGAAUAAAUUAAUUUAGCAGAGGACUCUGAUCUGAAGGGGUUUUAAAAAUAGCAAGGAACACCCGUAUGAUAAUUUUUACUAUUUAUACAUUUGUUUUAGCCCAGAUUAUCAUCUAAUAAUUACAGCCUAGUUGUAAGAGUACAGAAUAUAAUUUUUUAUAAGCAAAAACCUAUUUUUCUGACCCUGGAUACCACUUUAAAGCCACUAUAGCAAAAGCUGUCCAAACAGUAGCAAACCACAGAGGGCAUUGAAACAUGGUACUGCAAACUGGGAGACUCAUUCAGCUGAGAUAGUCCAAACAACUAUGUUGUAGUGUGAAGGAGGAACUUACAUUUUUCUUUAAGUCAUGGUUAUCGAUGUGUAAUUAUGACAUUACAAAGGCAACAGUGUGGAAAAAUGUAUAGUUUGCUUCCUUUAACUUCCUUCCUCAAAACUGGCCUUAGUUUAUGUUGUUACCCAUGUUUUAUGUUUGUGUUUGUAUGAGAGAGUUAGACAGACAGACAGAUAGACAGCACAUAUAUAAGUGUGUACAAUGAUCAUCUUUCAUAUACAGUAUAUUUAUUGUUAUGUAGCGUUCUUGGUCUCUUGUCUUAAGUGUGAACUAGAGGAGAAUCAAGUGUGUCAGUCUGUUUCUGUUCCACAGGAGUUUAGUGUCUUGCUCGUCGAUAUUUUUUACUGCACAGAAUACAUUUCGACAACACAGAGAGACACUGUGAGGCUGCAUCCAUCGAUUUCCUUCUUGUUCCCAUUGUGCCCGACUGCUGGCAAGAGAGAGCACCUUAACAUGAUAAUUAUUUUUAUUAUGAACAACUCUUUAUUCUUGUUUGUUUACUUAUUUUGAUUGUUUCUUAAAUGUCUUUGUGUGUUCCUCAGAUUGGUGUACACAGUUUGAAUCUGGAGAAAGUCAAACAAAAGUCUUGUGUUAUUUCAAAACUUUCUCAAAGGAGUUUUGGUGGAGUCAUCAUUCCUAUUGUAGCUGAAAAUCUGAACUUCAUAAAAAAUGACAGUGCUUAUGAGCAUCACUAUAGCUGGACAGACAGCACUGAAAAUCACAAAGAUUUUCUAUGUUGAACCUCCGGUUUUGUAGGAGUGUGAAUAAUGUACAUGUAUAACUACAAAAGUAGAAUAUAACAAGAAAACACAUUUAUUGUACAAGGUAAAGUAUCAAAAUAAUUUAUAUUUUUAAGAUAUUUUCUAAAAUAAUGGACUCUGUUAGACAAAUAUAUUGUGCUAAUCUCAUAGUUUUGCAUUACGAUGUAUGUACUGCAUUAUUUUGAUGGAGUUGCAUUUAUUAGACAAUAUACUGUAGUAGAUAAAUUUGUGUUGUUUGCUACUGUCUCACUGUAAAUGUCUGUUCCUCUAUCCUUUGUGCAAUGUGAAGAACCAAAGAACUGCUCUUUCUGAUAACUCAAAUAGAGGAUAGUAAGUUUUACUGUUUUAUCUCUAAAUGUUAGAAAUGUAAGCAUUCCUUUUCUAAACAGCAGAAUCUGAUAUAUUUCAGGGAGCCAUACUUGCUCAUUCGGCACAAACAUGUAAGCUAGAGAAUGCACAGAUGAGAGGACUGGCCUCAGAAGAAGAAAGCUGUUGACGAGGAAAGAAGAGAGAGGAAAGAAGGAAAAUGAAGAGACAACACGGCACUUUAUUUUACAUCCGUUUCAAAAGAUAAUUUGAUUAUUUACACACUAUGGAUUUGGCAAGUGGUUCGCUUCCAGAAAUCCAAAACAUUAUGCUCAUACGAGUUCACAUGACAUCUCUUACAGACGUAAAGCCACCUCGCAGCUACGUACAGCUCGCCUCUCAAGCACAUGAACAGCAUGCCGGUAUCUUAGGCCACUUUAGUUCAACCAAAUAUCCUGCAGCCUGCUUUUAUGUAAGCACCUGACUCCAGACAUAUUACCAAUCUGUUGUUCAUCAGGUGCUCUCGUGCUCUUUGUUACAUUAAUCACGCAAGCAUGGAACCCUUAUUAACUUUACAACAUAUCAUGCAAGCAUGCUAGAAAGCAUCUAUUUUUAGUAGUGAAUCUUUAUGCUUAAGUAGUAUUUACUCUGUAUGGAUGUUUGCAAGCAUUAGACAUAAUAUGAAUUAGCUAUUUCUGUGCUUUUGCUUUUAACUAACGCCUGCCCCGUAUACUGAAUCUGUCACUGAACCCUGUCUAAUCGAGCCCGAAUGACACUUAAACAAACUGUACAGCAAAUAAACAUGCAGAGAACUGGGUCAUCAAUCUCUCAGACUGCUAUAUUAGGUAUCCACAACUCUCCCUCUAAUGUGUCUCCUGUGCAGUUACACUUAAAUACACCGAACAUUUACAUGAAAAAGGCCCAAUCCACAAAAAACAAACAGGUGCCGACUCACUCAGCAGAGUGAACAACCACUGUUUCCAUGGCAAUGCUUGAGAUGACUGGAUGGCUCACAUUUGAUGCGAGCAAGGAGCCUAAUUUGUACAGAUGGAGUAAUAUAACAUAUAUAUAUAGGUAAUAUAACAGCGUUUGCAUUCUCUUCAUGGAGUCAUUCAGUCAUUCAUUUAUAUAUGUUUGUCCCUCCUCACCUGUGGCCUCAGUCUGCUGAAGACUGAAUUGUUGAAGAAAUUAUGUAAACAGAAAACUUGAUUGUGGGACUUUUCGAAUUAUCAUCCCUUUAUUUCGCUCCCUCUUUUUUAAUAGAAACAUGCACCCGUCUCAGCAAGACAGUGCAUCACCACAGCAAUGUGCGCCUGAAACUAAGGUGCUGUUGCUAUGAUGUAUAUGUUCACUUCAGCCACCUUCUCCCAUGGAGGGAGAGAGUGUGAAAUGUGAAUGGAAUAGGAACAAGUGGUGAGUGACAGAGAGAGCUGUGCAGCAGAGCUGUCAGCCCGAUUACAACUGACAUCCCUAACGAUGGCUGUAGCACUCUGCUCUUUCACUACAUGUCCAACUUCAAGUCUUUAACACAGACAAUACGAUCAUUCAAAACAUCACUAUGUGCGAGCUGUCCCAGCUCUAUUUAGUUCGCUUUAGGAGGUGAAGCAUCCCCUCGGACGGGACAAUUGCCAUCAUAUUCUGUCACUGAGAUGCUAAGUUACACAGCCAGAUUAUGCACAGAGCACUCGUGUGUUUUUCCAUUACAAGGACCAGCCUCAUGCUUGAGUCUUUUGUGCAGAAUGACAAUGCAAAAAUGGCAGUUGAGGAUGUGUUCAUUUCUGUGAUUCUAUAAAUACCAUCCCGGGCAUGCAAAGGGAGGGUCUGGGCCAGCAGGAAAGGCUCAGUUACAGCAAUGUCUUUGGUCAGACGGUGUCAUGGAGUUCUGAGGAAGAAACUUUACAAAACAGUCUGACAAAAGAGAAAAUAUACAGUCACUAGUGUGUGGGAUCUGUUGCAGCCGGGCCCUGCAUCAAAAUGUCAAACUGACAAAUGGUGAUAUGACUUUCACUUGUCAAGGCAUUAGAAACAGAAGAAAAGACUAGAAAGAUAAAAAGGGAGGGUGUCUUACACAGUGAAGAUUCAUUAACAUUCAUCACACAACAGUCAGACAUGCAGUAAAUACUGACACAAUGGACUUACUUCUUUGGACUAUUUAAAUGGUUACAGCUCUUUCCUGGGAAUGUUAAAAAUGUCUUUAUUGCUUUUUAUAUCUUUUCUUUCUUGUUUUCUGAACUGCACUUUAUUGAUUUCUCUAUAUUAAAUCAUCUGCUGUCUAGGGACCAUGCAAAUAAAAAUGUCAACAUACAAAGGUACUCAUUGGUUCCAGUACAAUUUCCAAAAGCACAUGCUAUAAUAAUGUCAUCCUUUGUCCUUUUCUUUAAGCACAAUAUGCCACACUAGAGGUUUAAGCCAAAUACGGACACGGUAAUAUAAUUUUCCAAAUCUUCCCCCAUCUUCAGGGAAUUGAUCACCUCUGUUUAACUCACACAGGUCUGUAUGCUGCCCUUACUGUGUCUGGGGAAAUGUUUGUUUUGUAAAGUUUCAUACUUUGUACCAGUUGACUUUGUAGAAUAUUAUCUUUGUGGUUUCCUGUUGUUCAACGCAUGUAGCGCUAUUAAACUUUGACACACAGAACUUGUAAAUAUCAUCUAAAAAGCUAUAGGAAAAUGUCUAUGAUCUGCAAUUUGGAAGCAAUUUUCUCCUUUUACUGUCUGAUGCUUAAUAAAAGACAACAAUAAAGUG